Cinclus cinclus is the source of this 1425-nucleotide messenger RNA. RefSeq names its product target of myb1 like 1 membrane trafficking protein (gene TOM1L1). Gene Ontology annotation, cellular component: endosome; membrane. NCBI's taxonomy places the organism in Eukaryota, Metazoa, Chordata, Aves, Passeriformes, Cinclidae. The record is from RefSeq and is a predicted model, not a curated record. Gene Ontology annotation, biological process: signal transduction. The coding region runs from base 1 to 1425 and encodes 474 amino acids. The transcript has 15 exons. Gene Ontology annotation, molecular function: clathrin binding; ubiquitin binding; phosphatidylinositol binding.
AUGGCUUUCGGGAGGGCUCCGCGGGACCCGUUCGGCACCGCCGUGGGCAGCCUGGUCGAGCGGGCCACGCUCGGGUCGCUGCAGACGGAGGAGUGGGGACAGUUCAUGCACAUCUGCGACCUGAUCAACGCCACGGAGGAGGGGCCUAAAGAUGCAGUUAAAGCACUGAAGAAGAAGCUUUCAAAAAACUGUAACCACAAGGAGAUCAGACUUACCUUGUCUCUGCUUGAGAUGUGUAUGGAGAACUGUGGCCCAAGAUUCCAGUCUUUAGUUGUGAAGAAGGAUUUCUGCAAAGACAAGCUGGUGAAAUUGCUGAACCCAAGAUUCAACCUUCCCACUGACAUGCAGGAGAAAAUCCUGACCUUAAUCAUGGCUUGGGCACGAGGUUUCCAAGGGAUGGUGGAUGUGAGUGAAGUAAAAGAAGUUUACAUAGAAUUGCUGAAGAAAGGAGUGGAGUUUCCAUCCUCUGACACCAGCAGUGGUGGAUCUAAGGUUUCACUCUGGCCUUGUGCAAAGUCAUCCCCAUCCUCUGCAAGUCCUGCCAAACGUUCCUUCCUGCCUCUUCCCACAGGCCCAACGUUGUUGUUGACUCCAGAGCAGAUUGGGAAACUGUACAGUGAACUGGAUAUGGCAAAAAUGAACGUGAGAGUCAUGUCAUCAAUAUUGAAAGAUAAUGUUCCUGGAUCUGAAAAUCUGGAUGAUAUGAAUCUUUUACAGAAAUUGUACAAGACCUGUCGGAUGAUGCAGGAGAGGAUCAUGGAAUUGUUGGUGACAGUGGAGAAUGAGGAUGUGAUUGUUGAGCUAAUACAAGUAAAUGAAGAUCUGAAUAAUGUCCUCCUGGGACAUGAAAGGUUCUCACGGAACAGAGUUCGUUUCCUGGAGAACCAGAGGAUACAGCGUGAGCGGGAGGAGCUGUACAGGAAGCAGCCAUCUGCUCCCUCGAGUGAUCUCCUUGGCCUCUCCAUAGAUUCUCCAUCUUCUGUGUCUGCAGCGGUGCAAAGUCACCCUGCAGUGUCUCCUUCAGGAGAUGGCCUAUCUGCACACCCUGAAGAUAAAACCAGGUCUCAUCCAUCAAUUUACCCACAGCUGGAUUCAGCAGCUCCUACAAAAGCUCAUCAAUUCCCAUGUGCAGCUGAAGCACAAAACAAUAGUUCCAGCAGCCCAGCUGGACACACGUAUAGCAAUGUGAGCACAUACAGCAAUCUGACGACUCUUUUAAGCCCAGUGCCUCUGAAUCCAAUCAAUCUGCAGGCUGGACAGACUGUGCCAUCAAAUGGACCAUCACCAGCAGCUACAUCAAAGAACAAGUCACAGUCACCUCAUUACUAUGAGAUAAUGGAAUUCGAUCCCUUGGCUCCCACUGAAGCUAUUUAUGAAGAAAUUGAUGUUGUGCUGAAGACAGAAGUGAAAAAGAACACAGACUGA